Pyrgilauda ruficollis (rufous-necked snowfinch) is the source of this 8949-nucleotide messenger RNA. RefSeq names its product WNK lysine deficient protein kinase 1 (gene WNK1). Bases 70 to 8121 code for a protein of 2683 amino acids. The transcript is spliced from 33 exons. Gene Ontology annotation, molecular function: ATP binding; protein serine/threonine kinase activity; chloride channel inhibitor activity. Lineage: Eukaryota; Metazoa; Chordata; Aves; Passeriformes; Passeridae. The record is from RefSeq and is a predicted model, not a curated record. Gene Ontology annotation, biological process: positive regulation of potassium ion import across plasma membrane; monoatomic ion homeostasis; positive regulation of sodium ion transmembrane transporter activity. Gene Ontology annotation, cellular component: cytoplasm; cytosol.
CGCUCAGUGACCGGCCCUUCUCUCGCCUCCCGCCGCCGCCUCGCCACAGCCGCGCUCCCCCGGGGCACCAUGUCGGGGGACACCGCCGGCAGCGGCCCCCCGAGCCCGCGCUUCCUGGUGCCGCCGCCGCCGCCGCCCAAGAACGGUUCCAGCUCGGACAGCUCCGUCGGAGACAAGCUGGGAGCCGCCGAGCACGGAGCCUCCGGCGCCGGUGGAGCGGGCGGUGGACCGGAGAACGGAGGCCGCAGUGAGGAGUACCGGCGCCGCCGCCACACCAUGGACAAGGACAGCCGAGGGGCGGCAGCCACUGAGCACCGCUUCUUCCGCCGGAGCGUGAUCUGCGACUCCAACGCCACGGCCUUGGAGCUGCCCAGCUUGCAGCCCGCAGCGCCCUCGGCCCCUGUCUCGGGAGGCAGCGCGGCUCCCUCGGUGUUCCCUCCCUCGGGUGCCGGCCGGACCCCUUACGCCCCUGUCACCGCCGCCGAGGUCGACUCGCGGCCGCCGCCGCCCGCCCCGCUCCCCCUGGAAGGACAGGCUGCUGAGGAGCCCCCAGCCGCCAAGGAUGCCGCCCCGCUGCUGCCCAAGGAGGAGGAGGAGGGGGAUGAGGCAACUGCGUUACCCCCUACCAGUGCCUCUGGCAGCCUGUCAGCUGCCAGCCGGGAAUUUGAGGAGCGGAGAACGCAGCAGGAAGACAUCGAAGAGCUUGAGACCAAGGCAGUGGGCAUCUCCCCGGAUGGCCGCUUCCUGAAGUUUGACAUCGAGAUCGGAAGAGGCUCUUUCAAAACUGUGUAUAAAGGACUGGAUACUGAAACCACCGUGGAAGUUGCCUGGUGCGAGCUACAGGAUCGGAAGCUGUCCAAGUCAGAGCGACAAAGAUUUAAAGAGGAAGCUGGGAUGCUGAAAGGGCUUCAGCAUCCCAAUAUUGUCAGGUUCUAUGAUUCCUGGGAGUCUACAGUCAAAGGAAAAAAGUGUAUUGUUCUUGUGACGGAACUCAUGACGUCUGGAACAUUAAAAACGUAUUUGAAAAGAUUUAAAGUGAUGAAAAUUAAAGUACUACGAAGCUGGUGCCGUCAGAUACUGAAAGGCUUACAAUUUCUACACACACGUACUCCUCCCAUCAUUCAUAGAGACUUAAAAUGUGACAACAUCUUCAUUACUGGCCCCACUGGAUCAGUCAAGAUUGGAGACCUUGGUCUGGCAACCCUGAAACGAGCUUCUUUUGCCAAAAGUGUGAUAGGUACCCCAGAGUUCAUGGCCCCCGAGAUGUAUGAGGAGAAAUAUGAUGAGUCCGUUGAUGUGUAUGCUUUUGGGAUGUGUAUGCUAGAGAUGGCCACGUCUGAAUAUCCUUAUUCCGAGUGCCAAAAUGCUGCGCAGAUCUACCGUCGAGUGACCAGUGGUGUCAAGCCAGCCAGCUUUGAUAAAGUAGCAAUCCCUGAAGUGAAGGAGAUUAUUGAGGGAUGCAUUCGGCAAAACAAAGGUGAAAGAUAUGCUAUUAAGGACCUUUUGAAUCAUGCUUUCUUCCAAGAAGAGACUGGAGUACGGGUAGAACUUGCAGAGGAAGAUGAUGGAGAAAAAAUUGCCAUUAAACUCUGGCUCAGAAUUGAAGACAUCAAAAAACUCAAGGGCAAAUACAAAGAUAAUGAGGCAAUAGAGUUUUCAUUUGAUUUGGAAAGAGAUGUCCCAGAGGAUGUGGCACAGGAAAUGGUGGAGUCUGGCUAUGUCUGUGAAGGGGAUCACAAGACAAUGGCGAAGGCUAUCAAGGACAGGGUAUCUUUGAUUAAGCGCAAGCGAGAGCAGCGCCAGUCGGUGCAAGAAGAGCAGGAGAACAUACUUCAGGAAGAAGGUAGUCAGAAGCAGCAGCUGGAGCAGCAGCAGCCAUCAAGUACUUCCCAUGCAGGGUCAAAACAUCCCCAGUCUGUCACUGGUACUACUCCUGUCCCUACUGCUUCAGCGUCGGUUUCUACACAAGUGGAGCCUGAAGAGCCAGAAGCUGAUCAACACCAACAGCUGCAGUUCCAGCAACCCAGUAUAUCUGUUCUUUCUGAUGGAACAGUUGACAGUGGCCAGGGGUCAUCUGUGUACACUGAAUCUGUGAGCAGUCAGCAGGCUGUGUCCUAUGGUUCCCAGCAUGACCAGUCAGUCUCAAACACUGGAGUCCAGGGAUACCCAGCUUCAGUUGGCCAAGUGCAGUCCCAGCAGCAUGGAGGUUAUCAGCCACCUGCAGCGCCUCAACGUGGUCGUAGCAUGUCAGUUUGUGUCCCCCACCUUCCUGCUCUUCCCUGUAUGUCCUGCAUCCCUCUCAGUGCUCCUUGCACCCCACCACCAGCGCUGUCUGCACCUCUUUCUCCUUUCUACCUUCGGACUGUCCCUGAAGAAACCUUUGCAGAAAAGCUUUCUAAAGCCCUGGAAAGUGUCCUGCCCAUGCACUCUGCCUCUCCACGCAAGCAUCGACGCUCCAGCCUGCCCUCCCUCUCUGUCAGUCCUCCUCAGCAUCCUCGUGGGGGAACACCACCGUUCCCAGAUUCACAGAUAUUUUUCCCAACCGUUCAUGAACGGCCGGUGUCUUUCUCACCACCACCUGUCUGCCCGCCGAAGGUGGCAAUUGCUCAGCGGCGCAAGAGCACUUCAUUUUUGGAAGCCCAAACUUGCCACUUCCAGCCAUUGCUGAAGACUGGCCAGAGUUUAGUUCCACCUGGUGGUAGUCCCACCAAUUGGACUCCAGAGGCAUUUGUUAUGCUGGGCGCAGCAGCUCAGAGAGUCGCUGGAGAGCCUCUGCAUGUGCAAGUUAAUCCCGUGUUUGAGCAAGCUCCUGUCCACAGUGACUAUAGAUCUGGACCAACACCUCCAGAGGAUGCUCACUACAGGAUGCAUCCAGAAGCUGUAUAUUUGGUGGGCAUGCACUAUCCAUCACAGACACAGGUGCAAGGCCAGCCAGCCUCAAGCAGUGCUGCGGUGCCAUCCCAGCCUGCUCAACACACUCAGCAGAGUGCACAGCAGCCGGCCUCUUCCCAACAGCCUGGACAAUACCAGCUGCAGCAGCCCUCAGUUUCUGCCAGCACCACUCCUGCACAAACUGUCUCUCAAACUCAAACUUCACAGAUCAUGCCAAUGCCUCAGGCAGCAGCUGGGACACAGCUUCCUGUUUCCCAACCAGUGUCGAUCAUCCAAGGCGAGCCUCAAUUACCUGUUGCAGCAUCUUCUCUCCCUCAGCCUUCAGUUGCCCCAUCAGUCCCCAUUGGCUCUCAUUUUCUACCCAUGGGACAGGCCUUGCCAACUUCCGUGGUUCCCCAGUUCCCAGUGUCUCAGUUGCCUGUAGCAGCUCCUCACGUGACAGUGGCUCAGCCAGGUUUCCAGUCGCUGCCCAUUUCAAUGGCAGCUGGCAUGAAUCAGCCACUGCUCACACUGGCCACGUCUGCCGCGGCAGCUGCUGUUCCUGUAGGACCAAGCGUUGUCCCUAGCCAGCUUCCCACACUGAUGCAGCCUUUGGCUCAGCUGCCCAGCCAGGUUCUCCCGCAGCUCCUGCAGCCGCCUGUCCAGGCCGUGGGAUUGCCAGUCAGCAUUGGACAAGCUGCUGAAGCUUCACUUCCUGCUGGAGAUGCUCUUUACCAGGGCUUCCCAUCCCGGCUGACACCGCAAUACCCAGGGGACUCGAGCGUCGCACCUUCCUCGGCUGUGGCCUCUGCCAGUAUUCCUUCUGCUGUGCUGUCCCCUCCCUUGCCCACAGAUGCAAUGGCCCAGUCAGGGUACCUUGCUCCUGUUGUGCAGCCCUAUGGGGAACAGAAUGUUUUAGUUUCCAUGGGCAGCCUGGGUGGACAGGCUCAGGUGCCCCAGCCUCCUUUGAGUUUAGCACAACAGGCCUCAUCUGCCUCCUCACAGCAGGCAGUUGUGGAGCAGAAUGUCAUGCCAAUGUGGGGACCUUGUUGCCACUGGUUGUUCUGUUGGGAAGGUACUCAGGGUGUCUCACAGACCGCUUCAGAGACUCUUCCAGCAACACAGCCUGCUCAGUCUACCCCUUUGGCAUCUUCUAUGGAUAGUGCACAUUCUGAUGUUGCUUCAGGAUUGAGUGAUGGCAACGAGAAUCUUCCAGCUUCGAGUGGAAGGCACGAGGGGAGGACAACGAAGCGUCACAUGCGGAGGUCUGUCCGCAGCCGCUCUCGCCAUGAGAAGACUUCUAGGCCAAAACUGAGAAUUCUAAACGUUUCCAACAAAGGUGAUCGGGUAGUGGAAUGCCAGCUGGAGACACACAAUCGGAAAAUGGUUACUUUCAAAUUUGAUUUGGAUGGUGAUAACCCUGAGGAAAUAGCUACAAUUAUGGUGCAGAAUGAGUUUAUUUUAGCAACAGAGCGAGACUCAUUUGUAGAACAGGUACGAGAGAUUAUUGAGAAAGCAGAUGAAAUGCUCAGUGAGGAUGCAAGCGUGGAGCCAGAAGGGGAUCAGGGGCUGGAGAGUAUGCGGACAAAAGAUGACGGCUUCUUCCCGGGGUCACAGAAAUUAGAGUUCAAACAGCCAGAUCCUACAUCUUCCAUGCCACAAAGAAUAGGGGUUCCCUCUAGCUCCUUUACCCAGGUUGUUCAUUCUGCUGGAAGACGGUUCAUUGUCAGCCCCGUCCCCGAGAACCGAUUGAAAGAACAGGGCUUUUUCACAUCUGCCGUUGGAGGAAACGAAACUUCAGAUAUGGUUGCAGCAUCUCCUGUACAUGGUCCUGGAAUGAAUCUCUCCCACUCAGCAUCUUCACUGAGCUUGCAGCAAGCUUUCUCUGAGAUGGGGCAUGCUCAGAUGACAGAAGGACCUAGCACAGCUCCUCCAGUGUUCAAUCAAACAAUGCCACCAUUUCCACCUGCGCUUUCUACCAUGGCGGGCAGUGGUGCAACUCCUGCAUCUGUGGCUACUUCUUCAGUAUCUGUUUCCUCCAGCACUGGUGUGUCUCUUCCAGGAUCUGUUACUUUGCCUUCAGAAAAUGCAGCUGUUGGGGCUGCACCAAGCACAAGUGUGCCAAGCUCUAUUUCUCCACCUCCAGCCUCACAAUCUGGGCAGCAGUCGACCGGUGUCACUUCCAGCGUGAGCGCCCCUGCUUCUUUCUCCUUAUCUGCCACGUCCCAGCCUGCUCAACCAGUGACUGCAGACAUUGCUGCCAGUGUCAGCACACCAUCAUCUUCAGCACUGCCAUCUGCCCACGUUCCUGGUGUCACUGCUCUCGGUGCUGCCGCACCAGCUGUGACAUCUCAGUCUUCUCCUCAGACUGUGAGUAGCAUGGCAGCAGCACAGACGUCUGCUGCCCUGUCUCUGGCUCAGAACGUGGCUUUGCAGCUUCCCCAGCUCAGCAGCAGUGGCUCUGUGUCCAGUCUGGCAGAAACAACAGUCGUAAGCGCUCCACAGUCACUACCUGAGAGUGGGCACUCUCUGGAUAAAUCGCAUUCCUGCAAUGCAGCUGGCUUAUCUCUGCCAAUCUGUGCACCUUUAUCAUCCUCAAUAGCAUCAAGCAUAUGUGGUUCAGUCUCUCAGCCAGUGAUCCAUCCCUUACUUGUUCCAUCGGGAAUUACAUCAACGCCUGUCCUACCCCAGAUUUCAGGUGCAACACCCAUGUUGCCCCAGGUUCCCUUACCUGGUGUCUUGCCACAACCAGUCACUAACUUGCCUGCAGUACAGCAGACUUUGAUCCACAGCCAGCCUCAACCAGCUCCAUUGCCCAACCAGCCUCAUGUUCACUGUCUGGAGGCUGAUGCCGAUGCUCAGUCUAAAGCCCCUGGUAUUGAUGAUAUAAAGACCCUGGAAGAAAAGCUGCGAUCUCUCUUCAGCGAGCACAGUAACGUGGGAACGGUGCACCCAUCAGUGUCUCUGGAGACCUCGCUGGUAAUGGAAACCACAGUUGUUCCUGGCAUCCCAACCACUGCUGUUGCACCAAGCAAACCCCUGACAUCCAUUAGCACUUGUAUACCUCCAAGCAGUUUGCCUCUUGGACCAACUGGCUUGCCAGUGCUGACUCCAGUUGCCACUCCUGGGCAAGUGAUCACCCCGGUCAGCUACAUCUCGGCCUCGAGCAGCGCGGCCACAGCAGCAGUGAAAGCAGGGACCUCUCCUUCCAAGCCCCCUCUCAGCAGGGUACCGGUGCUACCAAUAGGUUCUGACCUUCCGGCUGGCACUCCAUCCAGUGAGCAGCUGCCUCCUUUUCCAGGACCUUCACUAACUCAGUCCCAACAGCCACUGGAAGAUCUGGAUGCUCAGCUGAGGAGAACCCUUAGCCCAGAGACCGUCCCAGUGACAUCUGCCCCUGCCUGUUCUGUGCCCUCAGUAGCAUCAACAGUGGUUACUGGGCCGGUGUCCACAGCAACACAGUGUCUGAAGGAUGUUUUGGCAGUAGGUGAUGGAGACAGCGGAGCUGUGGCUGCUGCAGCAGGAGCCAGUGUGCUGAAGAUGGGACGGUUUCAGGUAUCGGUGGCAGUGGAUGAUGUGCUAAAAGAGGGUGACAAACCUGACACGAAGCCAGUGCAAUUUGAAACCACCUCCACUGAUUCUUCAAGCCUUUCUGGCAGUAGCCCAGAGAGCACGCUGGUAAAGCAGGCUGAGAGCAGGAAGAGUGGGGCCGUGGCUGCUGCUUCCUUGGAUGUGGUGGAUGGCAUUCCUGAGGCAGCUCCUGGGCUGCCACUGCCGGGAGAUGCUGCUCAGGCCACCAAGGUUGGGCGCUUCCAGGUGACGACAGCGACGGAUCAAGUGGGGCGCUUCUCCGUGUCGAAGGCUCGGGAUGAGGUCAGCUGUGCUGAGAAAGAGCCAAUGACUCUUCCUCUCUCUGUGGGCUUAGAACAAGUUGCUUCUUCAGCUGCAGCUCCGAAGAAAGAGUUGGAGUCGAGGCAGUCCCCACACAUGAAUGGUCCAUCCUCUGAUCCGGAGGUCGCUUUUCUCAGUGGAAUGGCUAAGGAUUUGGAUGAUGGCUCAGCGAGCCCAGACUCUGUCCAGCACCUGGGAUCGAAGAUCAGCCUCCCUGUUCAGAGCCUUAGCAACUCCUUCAACUCUUCCUACAUGAGCAGUGACAAUGAGUCGGAUAUUGAAGAUGAAGACUUGAAGUUGGAACUCCGUCGGUUGCGGGAGAAGCACCUUAAAGAGAUCCAGGAGCUGCAGAGCCGCCAGAAGCAGGAGAUUGAGUCACUCUAUGUGAAACUUGGAAAGGCUCCACCUGCAGUAAUUAUUCCCCCAGCUGCACCCCUUUCAGGAAGAAGGAGAAGACCUACGAAAGGAAAAGGCAGCAAGUCCAGUCGUAGCAGCUCCCAGGGACACAAAAGCCCUCAGCUAUCAGGCAACCUGUCAGCUCAAAGUGCACCAUCAGUCUUGCCCCCUCAGCAGACCCUUCAUCCUCCUGGCAGUGUGCCAGAGACUGGGCAGAACCAUUUGUUACAGCCCCUCAAACCUUCACCUUCCAGUGAGAAUCUCUACUCUGCCUUCACCAGUGAUGGUGCCCUGUCGGUACCGAGCCUUUCGGCGCCAGGCCAAGGCUGUGCGAAGUUUAACUGUGCAUCUGAGAGAGUGACCUUCAAGCCUGGUGGCAGGAGGACCCGAUUUCUGAGUACGCCCUGCUUGGCUCUUUGGAAGAUGGUGAAAAAAGUCUGUCCUUGCAACCAGCUCUGUAGGACCAGCAGCACCAACACAGUGGGGGCUGCAGUGAACAGCCAGGCUCCCCAGAGCCAGCCCACGGCCAUCGCCUCGAGCCGCAAGGGCACCUUCACAGAUGACCUGCACAAGCUGGUGGAUAACUGGGCUCGGGACGCCAUGAACCUGUCUGGCAAGAAAGUUGGCAAAGGGCACAGCAACUACGAGGGCCCUGGAAUGGCAAGAAAAUUCUCGGCACCAGGUCAGCUCUGUAUCUCUAUGACAUCUUCCCUGGGUGCUACACCCAUCCCUGCAGCAUCAGCUACCUCUUUAGGUCCCUUCAGCAAGGCCAUGUGCCCCCCGCAGCAGUACGGUUACCCAGCAGCGUCCUUCCCCCCGCCCUGGAGCGGGGCAGGGGGGCCAGCACCGCCACAGCUCGGCCAGUUCCAGCCCGUGGGGGCCACCUCUUUGCAAAGCUUCAACAUCAGCAAUUUGCAGAAGUCUGUCAGCAACCCUCCAGGCUCCAACCUGCGGACCACUUAGCCGUGCCCAGAGACCCUGCUGGCUACACCUCGGGACAGGACAUGGGGAGGGAGAUGGGGCCCUGUAUCACUACUAGUGCUGCAAUGAACUGGUAGCUUGCCAGACUGGGAAUGAAUUUCUCUUUUGCAACCAUUGCUGUCAACUCUCUGUAGCGGGAGUUUCCCCACACACUCGGAAGGGGGAGGAGGAUGAUCAGCAUCCUUGUGAUGGGACAGUGCUUUUCACGAGGGGGGCUGCUCUCGUGUGGAACGAGAGCUGUGAGCAGAAGCCAGGGGGGUCAGUUCAUACAGUCUUGCUGUUAAAUAUUUCUGGUUGGAGGCUGAAUCCACACGUGUGGAGGUGGGAGAGCUGAACCCUAGCAUGAGGCUUUAGCAUGCUUCUCGCCUCUUCCUGAAGAACCAAGAUCCAGAAAAAGCUGUCCAAAUUCCCCUCCUCUCCCUCUCCCCAGUCAAUAGCAUCUGGCUCUGAAAUGAUGGGGCACACGAAUGGACUUGUGGUGCAGCCCGUGCUUGAUAGGUCAUUACUGCUUUAAGUAAGAUAUUAACAGCUUUGACUGCAGCAUUAGAGCAAUUUAAAUUGUUAAAAAAUUUUUUAAAGUUCCCUGCGGACAUGUACUUACCAUCAGUUUUGAUGUGGAAACACUGUGAUUAUAUAAAUGUUGUUGGACAACAGUAGUUUAAAAAUGAGUGGAAUAUAGAGGGUUAAAAAAGUUAAAAAGAAAAAAUGGGAAAAAAAGCUAGCUAUAUCCUUAUACUUAUUGGAGACACUUUAACUUUUUCCUUUGUAUUUUCAUUGUAUUAGAUAAAUAAAUGUGAAUGUAAAAUUGUA